CAUGCGCAGCGCCUUCCAGACAAGUGAUACGCAAAACUUAGUGUGAUCUUGGAAACUUCUAACGAAUUAUAAGAAAAGAAAAAGGACAUACAAUGUUGGAGGGCACGAAGAUAAACACACCAUCGCAAAUGUCCAGCAUAUUUGACAUUGCCAAAGACACCGUCCUGUUUCUUGUUUUAUCAUGCUACUACAUUUUGGAGUCCCUGUUUUGGACGCUAGUUCCGAAUGUACUGAGGCCUAUGAAAAGUCUCAAUGGUGAUAUCAUCCUGAUUACUGGAGGCGGCGGAGGAGUCGGUCGACAAUUGGCCAUCAAAUUGGCAAGACUUGGCGCCAAGGUCGUAUUAUGGGACGUCAAUAAAGAAGCUCUGAAUAAGACGAGCUCUGCCCUCAAAGAUGAAGGAUACGAAGUGGCGAGCUAUGUCAUAGACUUGGCAGACAGGGCAGCUGUCUACAGCACAGCUCAAAAAGUUAAGAUAGAGGUGGGAAAAGUGGACAUACUCAUUAAUAACGCCGGAAUCGUCUUCGGAGAAACUUUACUUGAUCUAAACGAUGCAGCGAUCGAAACUACGUACAAAGUUAACAUUAUCUCACAUUAUUGGACAGUAAAAGCAUUUCUCCCGGAUAUGAUUAGUUCGGGUAAAGGACAUAUAGUGACAGUGGGAUCCGUUGCAGGACUCCUGGGAACUUAUCGUUGUACAGACUACAGUGCCACAAAGUUUGCCACGGUCGGCUUCCACGAGAGCCUAUUUACCGAACUUCGAGCUCACGGUCACAACACGAUCCACGCGACGCUCGUGUGCCCAUACUACAUCAACACGGGCAUGUUCGACGGGGUCACCCCACGUCUCAUGCCGAUGCUGGAGCCCGACUACGUCGCCGAGACCAUGAUAGACUCCAUUCGCAAGAAUGAAGUCAACUGCAUCAUGCCCGGCUCCGUCAGAUACUUACUGCCGCUUAAAUGUUUACUCCCAGCGAAAAUGUGCUGGGACCUAAUGCACAGGGUCAUGAAAGGACCACAGUCGAUGAUGGAGCUCAAGAAGAAAACUGCAGUAGAAUGAAAAUACUAUAUUCCCUUCAUGUAGUUUUAGGACUGAGUAUUUUCAUGCGAAUGAUGAUAUAACAGAUGAUUUGAUGUUGUGGCGAGAAAGGCAGUUGUGAGUUUUUAAGUAUCAACUUUUAACGUUUUUAACGUUCGAGCAAAAUGAAGCCAGUACUCUUUAUAUUAAUUAAAAAACUAACUGCCCCUGUUGUUUAGUGGUUAGCAUGUUUAGCUACGGAUCACGAGGUUCUGGAUUCCAAUCCGAAUCAGUUACUGGGUUUUCUGUUAAAGAAUUUUCCAGCCCAGAGAUAGGGAAAUAGCAGUGUCAACGAAAUCACUUUAAGCCCAUUUUAAAACGCUAACUUUUGAUAAUAGUCGUUAAAACCCACCAACCCGCAUUGAAGCAGCGUGGUGGCUCCAGGCUCCAAUACCUCUUCUACGAAGGAAGUUAGACCAGCUGUGGAACGUUAAGCGAAGGCUUAUUUGAGUUAGUUAUUUGUGUUUGCCAGCGAAUAUAAAAAAAGGAAGUCACCCUUGCUAACAAAUUGUCUGAAAUGGGUACCAAUCAGUUUAAUAGCAAAAUACAUGAUUGGUUCUACUGUAUGUCAUGCAGCACGGGACUAGCCGUGAUUGGUCGGCAGUUAUUCUGUCAGCAUUGUGACUAGAAACUAAACGCAUGCGGGACACACUUCAUAAGCCACUCCCACCAAGGCUAGGUUUUCGUUACGGGCUAUUUUUUAAGCAGUUUUUCUUCUAUGUUUUUUCGUUAGCUGUAAAACAUUGAUUUCAGUUUCCGGCGUAUUUAUAAAAAAAAACGUGUGUAUACUUAUGCUCACGCGUUAGAAGUUAUACUUCUUUAGCGUAACAAGAUAAAAAAACUUUUAUCUUACGUCUUACUCCACGUUUGUAAAGGAAAACGACAAUAACAGUAGAAAAAAGGUAUUUAAUACAUUGAAAUUUUUAUCAUAACGCAUUAUCUAGUUUGACAAUUGAAAGUGUACACAGUGGCGUUCCUAGGGCAAGAAUUAGAGCAAGCCCAGUUAUAUUUAGGACUAAUUAGAAUUAUCAUAUGGCUGAUAUAAGGCAGUUGUUGUUGUGCUAAAUGAGAAAAAUCAAUACAUCUUUGAAAGACACUAAGAUUAUGGUUCACACGCGAUUUAUGAUUAGAAAUUUCGAUUGAUAAUUAAAGCCCGGCUUUUCGGCUUCUAUGGUAGUACCGCCACUAAGAGUACACUGUCAAACCUUUUUUUGUUAAACUAAAAUAUCGUCUAACUUCAGGGUGUCGGUUUUUUGUGACGGUGGGCGCGCGCAUGGUAAAAAGUGAAUUGGCGGACGAAAUAUUCCCCUCUCACUCGGUUACAUCGUAUAAUUUCACUCCCGUGAUUUUUUCCUAACGCGGCUAAAGAAGUAUAACUUCAAAAAAAAGUACAUCGUGCUUACCUAGUUAAGUAAUUUUUAGACGAAUUAUCUGUUUAGAAGACUGAAGACUAUGUAUUGUUUUAAUAAAUGAACAAAUUUUUAAAGUAAAAAUUGUUUUAAUACAGUAAAUGCAUCGAUG
Messenger RNA from Pararge aegeria (speckled wood butterfly), 2597 nucleotides. Its product is annotated as epidermal retinol dehydrogenase 2. Gene Ontology annotation, molecular function: oxidoreductase activity, acting on the CH-OH group of donors, NAD or NADP as acceptor. Gene Ontology annotation, cellular component: lipid droplet. Bases 93 to 1058 code for a protein of 321 amino acids. The record is from RefSeq and is a predicted model, not a curated record. The transcript is spliced from 7 exons. Lineage: Eukaryota; Metazoa; Arthropoda; Insecta; Lepidoptera; Nymphalidae.